Messenger RNA from Tribolium madens (black flour beetle), 1261 nucleotides. RefSeq names its product protein rogdi (gene rogdi). Gene Ontology annotation, cellular component: RAVE complex. The transcript has 7 exons. The record is from RefSeq and is a predicted model, not a curated record. NCBI's taxonomy places the organism in Eukaryota, Metazoa, Arthropoda, Insecta, Coleoptera, Tenebrionidae. The coding region runs from base 141 to 944 and encodes 267 amino acids.
UAACGAUUCGAAUUUCGCGCUCAAUUAGUAAUCAGCGCACGCGCAUAACCCCAAUCAAAUGUUAGGUUUAUCAAACAUUUAAUUCAAUUUCGACCGCAGGAAUCGCCUCCCAAGCCGUGAAACCCCAAAAUCGCCUUAGAAUGGUCGACUGCGAGAAGGAAGAAGCUCUAAAUUUGCAAAAGGAAUUUGAAUGGGUUUUGCACCAGGAAGUGCACAAGGGGCUCGAGAAAAUCCACCAGAUACUAGCGGAGUGUGCGGGGAGAUUUCCUGUCCGGUUGUACGGUCAUGACAAUUCAAGUAAACAGGACAAAUUCGUGCUUUCUGUGCCCUCAGAUCAGGUCAAAUGUGUCGUUACGUUGACUGGGGACAGUAUUACGCAUGCUGAUAUUAAUUUUAAAGUUACUAGACAGACAAAUACGACGAUGGUUCGCACAACCAUCCAAAAUGAUUGUCCUUGGAAGUUGCAACAGGUCCAGGAUGCGGCCAAUCAUCUCCAACAGGCCAUAAAUCACAUCGAUGAUGUGGGGAAAAAUUACAAGUUUAAAUCCUCGGACGAGGUCUUACACGUCUUGGGUAACAUUCUGGGGAGUUUGCAAAGGGGGCGCACUAGUCUGAUUGUCCCGCGGAAGCGGGCUAUGGACGACUUAAUGAGGAGUUUAAAUAUGAAAUCCCUAAAUCCCAAUUUAAGCGAAGAUCUGGCCAUUAGCUUCUACAUACAAAGCCAUAAAUUAAUAUUUGCUAUUUAUCAACUGACAAAUAGUCACGGGACCAUGAAAUAUGAUUCCACACAUGCUGAAAGCUCGGUGCCUUGGCUCAACGAGGUACUCGUGUUUUUUACAGUCGGCUUACAGCUAUGCCAGCAACUUAAAGAUAAGAUCUGUGUUUUCUCCCAAUAUAAAGAUUUUACUGUAGGCUCACGUCCAAGUAGUCCUAUUCAGACAUAAUCUCGUGUUUUUCCUAGAUAAUGUUGAUAUUGUCAAUUCCAAAUUGUAUAUAGAUAGACGUCUUUGUUGACGUAAUAUGAAUCUUAUUAACAUUCUAGAGCGUUAUCAAAAUAAAUGUAUUUAUUUAUUAUUAUUUUUUUCUACCGCGUAAUCGGACGAAAAAUGCGUUACUCAUUGGCCAUAGAGCAUGUCGCUUGUACAUUUUUUAAAUAUGACUGUUUCUUUGUGUAAUUUCUAGUUUUAUAAGACAAUAAUUCAGAGUUGCACCUGUAUGUUUGUAAUUGUUGAAGAAGCAAUAAAGUCUUGUUUCAUGUUCA